AUGUUGCCCUCAAGCUUCACACAUAUAACUAGACCCAGAAUCCACCCUUCGUCCUGUGUUACAUCCAGCCAUCCAGUGAUAUUGAUUGGUUGCUUUUCAUUGUGCCAUGCGCCUAUAGGUUCCAGUUUGAAGCGGACACCGUCGUCGUCCCUUAGAUUCCCUCCUCCACCGCAGAUCGACUCCACUUGCGUCGACUCCCGCCGCCGCCGGGGUAUACUCCGCCAAGAUCGCGCCACCACCGCUGCCGCCACUGGCAUAAACCACUACACAACAUUAUAUGCUAGGAACGACGGGAUGCACGUCAGAAAACUUGUCAUGAAUGAUGCUUCAACGGAUGCUGCAGUCAUCUCAUCUCCCUUACAGGCAUGGAAAGAGAAUAGGAAAAACGAUAUACUUGCAGCUUCAGGCAGCAUUGAGUUUGCUGCACAUAGUUUGUUCCCUAGGGAAUGUUCAGUCUGGUGAAACAUGUUAAGAAGAAGUAUGGAAAUCCGCCUGUGUUCAUUACUAAGAAUGGCAUGAUAGGUUGAAAUAUGUCUUCAAGAUGAUAAGAGGAUACAGUACCACAACGAAUACAUGUUAGAUGCUAUAAGGUGAUUUCAUUUCUCUGUGCAUAUGCUAGAACUGAACCACCAACACUGAGCAUCAUCAAUGUGUGCCACUGUAAUCGCUGACCAGAUUGGUACUUAAGUGCUCGAUA
Triticum dicoccoides is the source of this 697-nucleotide messenger RNA. RefSeq lists its product as uncharacterized. The transcript is spliced from 6 exons. NCBI's taxonomy places the organism in Eukaryota, Viridiplantae, Streptophyta, Magnoliopsida, Poales, Poaceae. The record is from RefSeq and is a predicted model, not a curated record. The coding region runs from base 1 to 462 and encodes 153 amino acids.